CUUAAAAAACUCAUCAUUCUCUCACUCUGUCUCACUAUCAAAGUAGCAAAAGCUAUAGGCAGAACAUGGGUUUUCAUGAUUCUUCUUCUUGGCUACUCUUGUUCCUGGCUUGGUUCUUGAGCUAUGGAUGCUUAUUGGCUGCAGAUGGUGCUACAACUGUGAUGGUAAGUAACAUUUCCAAAGUUGAAGAUGCACAGAAUUUCCACAUAUAUUAUGGCCAGACAUUCAAAGUCAUCAAAAAUGCCAUGGAUGGCAAAAGCUACCUUCUCAUCCAGAGCAAUUCAAAGAUGGCAGCAAGAACAAAAUACUGUACCUCAAGGAUCAAAUCCUUUAUCAUUCCUUUGUCCAACUAUUCAGUGGAUACUGACUUCUUCCCAGUUUCCUUUUUCGAGCUAUUGGGAUUAUUAGGUAACAUGAAGGGAAUGACAUCAAAUAGUGUGGCGUCUGGAUGUGUACUAAAAUUGUUUGAGGAAGGACAAAUAGAUGUGAUUAACAAAACCGAGCCACAACAAUUUGCACAAUUUGCAGCACAUUUCGUUAGCAAUAAAGAUCAACCAGAGUCUUGCAACUUUGCAAAAUUUUCUCCUUUAGAUGAGGAAACACCCUUGCAGAGAGCAGAGUGGAUAAAGUUCUUGGGAGCUUUUGCAAACCUUGAAAAUAGAGCCAACCAAGUAUAUAAAAUGGUGAAAGACAAUUAUUUGUGUUUGACAAAGGUAGCAACAAACAAGGAAAACAGAUUCAAACCAAUAGUAGCAUGGAUGUUGUAUGACAAUGGCAAAUGGUCUUUUACCAAGGAAGGAUACAAACUAAAGUUUGUGGUAGAUGCAGGAGGAGAAAAUAUAGACGGUUCCAUGAGCAAGAUCAGCUAUGAUGUCUCUAAUCCUGAUGAUCUAGAAUCAUUGCAUGCUAUCUUAUGUACCGUGGAUGUAGUGAUUGACGAAACAUACGUCUCAGACCCCGUUGGAUACAAUCAAUCAACGUUUCUUCAAAACAUUAAUGUUGAAGAUGAUUCUUGCUUUGCUUUUGUGACAAAACAAAGCUUGUGGAGAUAUGACAAGAGAGUCCAAAACUUAACUACUCUUGAUUGGUUCAAUAGUGCGAUCUCCCAACCCCAAUUGGUUUUAGCCGAUCUUAUUGAAAUUUUUUUUCCAACUGGAAAUUACAACACUACUUUCUUUAGGAAUAUUGCUAAGGGAGAAGGAAUUAUAAGCAUUGGAGCCACCAUGUGUGACAGAGAUAGCUUAAUACCUCUGGAGCCUACAGUACCUACCUGUGGAUGACCUAAGUUUUUUAUGGUAGUAUUUUUUUUUAGUAGUAUUAUCAUGGGUCAGUUUUUACGCAUUAUAUUUUAUUUUGUUAUAGAAAUUAUAGAAUGUGAUAAAUUUUAAUUGGUUAAUUGUCAAUUUUUAAUUUCUCUUUGUAUUUUGAAUGCUUUUGGUCCCUCAAUUAUGUUUAAUACUUUUUUGGUCUAUUAACUUUACAAAUUAUACUUUUUUUGUUUGGCAUCCUUCUAUAAGUUAAGUGAUGAUGUACUCUAACACUUUUUUUAUGAUGUUGUAAUGACACAAUAUUAAAUUACCUCUUGCUAAUUAAUAGAUCCAGUUCUUAGAGUUCUUACGUAGAAUAUGCAACGUAGAUGUUUAUAAGUGUGGGAAAAAUAAAUUCGAAAAAUAAAUUUAUUAAUAAAUAAAUGUUAUUUGUAUUAAAGCUAGCACUAAAAGAGAUUAGUUUUUUUGAAUGCACCAGACAGAUGUGGAGGAUGCAUUUUUAAAAUUGGUUAGAUAAACAUUAAUUUCAAAAUACAUAAAAAUUGAUAUAAAGAUAAUUUAAUUGUAAAUAUAAAAAAUAAAAAUAAGAAGCAUAGUUAACGACCUAAAUAGUUUAGUAGUUAUUUAUUUUCGUUGAAAAUAAGAAAUCUUAAGUUUAAAUUGUAUGAUAUACGAAUGAAGUGAGAUAAGAAAUAAAAGAUAAUUACCUCUUAUUAUAUAAUAAUAAAAAAAAAAAAAAAAGUGCGGGAAACAUGGACCUAACCAUGAUGAAAAGAAAGUCACGAAACAAAACAGUGUGCAAGAGAAACGAUAGGGGAUAUUUCAUUAAAAAUAAUAAAUAAAAUAAAAAAAUAAACGAGGG
Messenger RNA from Rubroshorea leprosula, 2130 nucleotides. Lineage: Eukaryota; Viridiplantae; Streptophyta; Magnoliopsida; Malvales; Dipterocarpaceae. The record is from the annotation of a GenBank genome assembly.